AUGGCUGUCAUGACAGCCUCCCCAUCUGCUGUUGCUCUAGGCAAUAAGAUGUACUGCUUCUUCCAAGGUGGCAAUGACUCUGGCGAACUUUGGUAUGCAGUUUCGAAUGGGCAGUACUGGGAAAAUAAACAACAGGUCCCUGGAACAACCCUAUCAGCCGGGCCAUCAGCCGUGGUUUUUGACAACAAGAUCUAUUGUUUUCACCAAGGCAGCGGUGAUAAUGGCGAGCUCUGGUAUAAUGUUUUUGAUGGGAGCCUCUGGGAAGGCGAUAAGCAAGUCCCUGGAACAAGCUUAUUAGCCGGGCCAUCAGCCGUCGUUUUCAACAACAAAAUCUAUUGCUUCCACCAAGGCAGCCGUGAUAGUGGCAGUCUUUGGUAUAAUGUUUUAGAUGGGGACCACUGGGAAGGCGAACAAGAAGUCCCUGACACGACCCUAUCAGCUGGGCCGUCAGCAGUCGUUUUUGGGAACAAUUUAUAUUGCUUCCACCAAGGUGCCGGGGACAGUGGCCAGCUUUGGUAUAACAUCCUGAGUGCAGAGGGCUGGGAAGGCGAUCAGCAAGUCUCUGGCACAUCUCUAUCAGAUCAGCCAUCAGCCAUCAACGUCAUUGACGAUAUACUCUAUUGUUUUUACCAAGGUAGUAGGAAAAGUGGCCAACUUUGGUAUAAUUUCUGGUGGCGGAACGAAUGGCGAGGCGAUCGCCAAGUGCCUCAGUCAUCCAUGUCGGACGGGCCAUCUGUCAUCUCCUUUCAAAACAACAUGUACUGA
Metarhizium brunneum ARSEF 3297 is the source of this 765-nucleotide messenger RNA. RefSeq lists its product as uncharacterized. The record is from RefSeq and is a predicted model, not a curated record. Lineage: Eukaryota; Fungi; Ascomycota; Sordariomycetes; Hypocreales; Clavicipitaceae.